AAGGCCGCGGCCCGAGGUGGGGUUAGGCCGCGCGCGCACGUGUGCGUGCGUGCGUGCAUGCGUGCGUGGGCGCGGUCCACAGCACGCCGUGCGCGAAGCGGAUGUCCGGGCCGGCUGGGCCGGGGCCGCGGACGAGAUGGCGGAAGGUGGAGGCUGCCGUGAGCGACCGGAUGCGGAGACCCAGAAAUCGGAGCUCGGGGCCUUGAUGAGGACCACGCUCCAACGAGGGGCGCAGUGGUAUCUUAUUGACAGCCGGUGGUUCAAGCAGUGGAAGAAGUAUGUGGGCUUCGACAGCUGGGAUAUGUACAAUGUGGGUGAACACAAUCUGUUUCCUGGCCCAAUAGAUAACUCUGGACUCUUUUCAGAUCCGGAGAGUCAGACCUUGAAAGAACAUUUAAUUGAUGAAUUGGAUUAUGUAUUGGUCCCAACCGAGGCCUGGAAUAAAUUACUCAACUGGUAUGGCUGUGUAGAAGGCCAGCAGCCCAUUGUCAGAAAAGUUGUGGAGCAUGGCCUGUUUGUCAAACACUGCAAAGUGGAGGUAUAUUUGCUGGAACUGAAGCUCUGUGAGAACAGUGACCCCACCAAUGUGCUGAGUUGCCAUUUCAGCAAGGCAGACACCAUUGCAACCAUCGAGAAGGAGAUGCGGAAGCUGUUCAACAUCCCUGCUGAGCGUGAAACACGGCUGUGGAACAAAUACAUGAGCAACACUUAUGAGCAGCUGAGCAAGCUAGACAACACUGUCCAGGAUGCGGGGCUGUACCAGGGUCAGGUGCUAGUAAUUGAGCCCCAAAAUGAAGAUGGCACAUGGCCGAGGCAGACCUUGCAGUCAAAAUCAAGCACUGCACCUAGCAGGAAUUUUCCUACCUCUCCAACAUCAUCAGCAAGUCCCUAUUCCUCAGUGUCUGCCUCUUCCAUUGCAAAUGGUGAUAGCACUAACACCUCUGGGAUGCACAGUUCCGGUGUCAGCAGGGGUGGAUCUGCCUUCUCUGCUUCGUAUAAUUGUCAGGAGUCCCCAUCGUCUCACAUACAGCCUGGGCUCUGCGGACUUGGAAACCUGGGGAACACUUGCUUCAUGAACUCUGCUUUACAGUGCUUGAGCAACACUGCACCACUGACUGACUACUUUCUCAAAGAUGAGUAUGAGGCUGAGAUCAACAGAGACAAUCCUCUGGGAAUGAAAGGGGAAAUUGCAGAAGCCUAUGCAGAGCUCAUUAAACAGAUGUGGUCUGGAAGGGAUGCUCACGUGGCACCUCGCAUGUUCAAAACCCAAGUGGGACGUUUCGCCCCUCAGUUUUCUGGCUACCAGCAACAAGACUCUCAGGAGUUGUUAGCCUUUCUUCUAGAUGGAUUGCAUGAAGAUCUGAACCGUGUAAAGAAGAAGCCCUACCUGGAGCUGAAGGAUGCCAAUGGGCGGCCAGAUGCGGUGGUGGCAAAGGAAGCCUGGGAGAAUCACAGGUUGAGGAAUGACUCUGUGAUUGUGGACACAUUCCAUGGCCUCUUCAAAUCUACUUUGGUUUGCCCAGAAUGUGCUAAGGUUUCUGUGACCUUUGACCCGUUUUGCUAUCUAACUCUCCCACUGCCCCUGAAGAAAGAUAGAGUUAUGGAGGUCUUCCUGGUUCCUGCUGACCCUUGCUGCAGACCUACUCAGUACCGCGUGGUUGUGCCGCUGAUGGGGGCUGUGUCUGACCUGUGCGAGGCUCUCUCCAGGCUGUCUGGCAUUGCUGCAGAAAACAUGGUGGUCACAGAUGUAUAUAAUCACCGGUUCCACAAAAUUUUCCAAAUGGAUGAAGGUUUAAACCACAUCAUGCCUCGGGAUGACAUUUUUGUGUACGAGGUCUGCAGCACCUCCGCUGAUGGCUCUGAGUGUGUCACACUUCCAGUCUACUUCAGGGAAAGGAAGUCCAGGCCGUCGAGCACUUCUUCCGGGGCAGUGCUGUAUGGACAGCCACUGCUGGUUUCUGUUCCCAAGCACAAGCUAACCCUUGAGUCUUUGUACCAGGCUGUUUGUGAGCGUAUCAGCCGCUAUAUAAAACAGCCUUUGCCUGAUGAGUCUGGCAGCUCGCCCUUGGAGCCGGGGGCCUGCAAUGGCUCCAGGGGCAGCUGUGAAGGAGAAGAUGAAGAAGAAAUGGAGCAUCAGGACGAAGGCAGAGAGCAACUUUCAGACACAGAAGGCAGUGGGGAGGACGAGCUGGAAAAUGACUGUGGGGAGACCACCCAAAAGAAGGUCAAAGGCCAGUCCUGCCCGAAAAGGCUUUUUACCUUCAGCCUCGUGAACUCCUACGGAACAGCUGAUAUAAAUUCCCUUGCAACUGAUGGAAAACUACUUAAACUCAAUUCUCGAUCCACACUGGCCAUCGAUUGGGACAGUGAGACCCGGAGCCUUUAUUAUGAUGAGCAAGAAUCUGAGGCCUAUGAGAAGCACGUGAGCAUGUUGCAGCCUCAGAAGAAGAAGAAGACCGCGGUGGCGCUGAGAGACUGCAUCGAGCUCUUCACCACCAUGGAGACCCUUGGGGAGCAUGACCCCUGGUACUGUCCCAACUGUAAGAAGCAUCAACAGGCCACAAAGAAAUUUGACCUGUGGUCCUUGCCGAAGAUCUUGGUGGUCCACCUCAAACGUUUCUCCUACAAUAGAUACUGGAGGGAUAAGCUCGACACCGUUGUGGAAUUCCCCGUCAGAGCUCUGAACAUGUCCGAGUUUGUGUGUGACCUGUCAGCAAGGCCUUAUGUGUACGACCUCAUUGCCGUGUCUAAUCAUUAUGGAGCCAUGGGGGUUGGCCACUGGUGUUAGUGAUGUUGAAGUCAAGAGCUGGGUUUCCUCCUGUUUCUGCUGCAUCUGCACCAUGCCAACUGCCACUACACCCAACGUUAGGACCCUAGAGAUGACACCAUGGGAGAUAUCAGUUCCUUUUAUAUUCACAGCAGAUUACAGAACUGCCCUAAGCCCCAGUCUUCUCCCCUGUACGGGUAAGCUUUUUCUGUUGGUCCAACAGUCUGCUUUCCUGCCCCUCCGUUUUUACUGUAUAACCUCAUGGCUGGGACGGCUGCUCAGUGUCCAGCCCUCAUGUCUACAUUCCAGGCCAUCAGAAGAAGAGGAAAAGGGGCACAACCUUCCCCUUUAAGCCAGCUUCCCAGAAAUCUCCCUUAACUCCUCUACGUACAUCUCAUUGGCUAUAACUGGGCACAUGGCUACAUCUAGCUGUAGGAGAGGCUGGGAAAUAAAAACUGCGCCUGUUUGAAAAUUGGGGUUGACUGGAAUGGCUAUCGGUGACCUCUGAUCACAUCAUACCCUGCAACACUUCCUACAACUUUUUUCCUCCCCAAACUAAUUUUGGUAUCUGUGUUCAUAAAUGUCAAAUGAAUUUACUUUAAAAAAAUGAUACUUUUAAGUGCUAUUUUAGUAUAUAAACAUACCACUUGAGCAACUUUCUUAGCCUCCGUAUCCUUCAGUGUUCUCAUCCAUAAGCUCAGGCUGGUGGUGUGUGAACCCACAUUGGGUCCACAGUUGGAACUCCAGGAUCGAGAACCACCAUUGUUGCUGUUAUGCCAAGCAUGGACAGUGGGAACAGGCCCUCGGCACCUUUUCCUUAUGUUCUUCGCCCCCGCUUUGUGCAGGCACUCUGAUAAGGAAUAGCUAAACGGCUGGCCCAAAGUCACGCGGCAGUUGGAGACUAGUAACCAGUCCUCCGUUAGAGUCUGUCAUUUCAUAGAGUCUGGGAAUUGGUCAUUGCUGCUGGGAUUGCUGUUGUAAACACAUCCUGCUGGGGAAUAGUAUAAAAUCAAGACAGGAAGUGUUGGCUGUGGUAAAUGCUUAGAUCACCGUGAGGCAUUGUUAUCCAGCCACCAACUUGGACUCAGAUUGAUCUUUCUCUGAAACUGUGAGUCAUCUUGUCCACAUCCCAGCUCUGCAAACCCAGUGUCCCUCACUGGGAUUACCCCAGAGGCUCUAAGAGGCCGGAAGAGGCAGUAGUAGCCAUCUCCCUGAACCAAGUUGGGGAGAGCGAUUUUUACUUAAAUCUUAAAAGUAUCAGCUUCUUUUAUGGGUCCCUUGGCUAUGGUUUAACAGCCAUCCUGAAGAUUAAUACUGGGUUUCUCUAUUUUUUUGGAUUAGUUUCCCCAAAUUACAGGUUUAAAAAAAAAAAUUUUUUUUUUUACAUUUAUUUAUUUUUGAGAGACAAAGCAUGAGGCGGAGAGGGGCAAAGAGAGAUGGAGACACAGAAUCUAAAGCAGGCUCCAGGCUGUGAGCUGUCAGCAAAGGGCCCGACAUGGGACUCAAACUUGUGAACCAUGAGAUCAUGACCUGAGCCGAAGUCAGAUGCUUAACUGACUGAGCCACCCAGGCACCCCUAUUAUUUUUUUUUUUUUAAUAAAAAAUUGCUUAAUGUUUUAAUUUUGAGAGAGAGUACAAGUAGUGUGGGGAGGGGGCGGGGUGGAGGAGAGACAGACAGACAGACAGACAGAAGCAGGCUCCAGGCUCUGAGCUGUCCACACUCAGCCUGAUGCGGGGCUUGAACCCAUCAUGACCUGAGCUGAAGUCAGAAGCUUAACCAACUGAGCCACCCAGAUACCCUCCAAAAUUACAGUUUAAAGCCUUGGUCCCUGAUGACUCUGUUUUUACCCUUUCAGAGCCUUUUUGAGAAAGAAUAGAUUUCAAAAAAAGUAGUUGACUUUUGGUUGUUACCUAUAAAUUUAAUUUCAGGGUCUUUGUUUUGUUUUAUUCAUUUUUUUAAAAUACAAUUUAUUGUCAAGUUAGCUAACAUACAGAGUAUACAGUGUGCUCUCGGUUUCGGGGAUAGAUUCCCAUGAUUCAUCACUUACAUACAACACCCAGUGCUCAUCCCAACAAGUGCCCUCCUUGAUGCCCAUCACCCAUUUUCCCUCCCUACCCCCCCCCCCCCCCCCCGACACACACCCCAUCAACCCUCAGUUUGUUGUUUAUAUUUAAGAGUCUCUUAUGGUUUGCCUCUCUCUGUUUGUAACUUAUUUUUUCCUUCCCUUCCCCCAUGGUCUUCUGUUAAGUUUCUUAAAUUCCACAUAUGAGUGAGAACAUUGUUUCAUUUUUUUAGAGUUUUAUUGUUCAGUGCAAUAAACUAGCCAGAUUAGUUCUCUGGUGAUUGCUAGAGGUAUUUUCUUGUUGACUUGGCAGACACCGCAUACGCGAAGAACAAACUGAACGGGAAAUGGUAUUAUUUUGAUGAUAGCAAUGUGUCCCUGGCCUCCGAGGAUCAGAUAGUG
Acinonyx jubatus (cheetah) is the source of this 5232-nucleotide messenger RNA. It is a transcript of the gene USP4, whose product is annotated as ubiquitin specific peptidase 4. Lineage: Eukaryota; Metazoa; Chordata; Mammalia; Carnivora; Felidae. The coding region runs from base 137 to 2788 and encodes 883 amino acids. Gene Ontology annotation, biological process: protein deubiquitination. The record is from RefSeq and is a predicted model, not a curated record. The transcript has 21 exons. Gene Ontology annotation, molecular function: cysteine-type deubiquitinase activity.